UCCCCCUGGAGCCUCACUGGGUGCAGUUCGGGGACGCUCCAGGGCGGAGGGCCGCGGGCGGGCUUCUGCCUACGUGGCUCCCUCCGAGGGUGCCCCCAGGCUGGGCGCUCUUCAGCACCGCCCCGGGAGGUAGGUGCCCAGAUCGCCCCCAUUUUACACACGGGGAAGUUGAGGCAGGAGAUGCCAUGUCAGGGCCAGAGCAUCAGCAAUCCCAGGCCCUUACCAAGCCGGCAUUCAGUGAGCUCCAAGCCUCUGCUCUGGUGGAGUCAGUGUUUGGGUUAAAGGUGACCAAGAUCCAGCCUCUUCCCAGUUAUGACGAUCAGAACUUCCACGUGUAUGUUCUAAGGACCAUUGAAACGAGUGGCGGCCCUCUUGAGUAUGUUCUCAAAGUGAACAACACUGAAUCCAGCAAGAACACCGACCUGGUUGAGGUGCAGAGCCACAUCAUGAUGUUUCUGAAGGCAGAAGGCUUUCCAACAGCCACUGUGCAUCCUACUAAAGGAGGCAGCCUGACCUCUCUGAUGUCCAUAGACAGCGGCUCUGAGACCAAAAAUUACAUGGUGAGGCUGUUUACUUACCUGCCAGGAAGACCCAUAGCCCAGGUUCCUGUCACGCCAAAGCUCUUGUACGAAGUUGGCAAGCUAGCGGCCCAGAUGGAUAGACGUCUGGAGAAAUUCUACCAUCCAAAGAUAAGCAGCCUGCAUCGGGGGGACUUCAUCUGGAACCUGAGAAAUGUUCCUCUUCUAGAAAAAUAUAUUCAUGCCUUGGGCCAAAGCAAAAAUCGAGAGAUGGUAGACUGGGUGCUCAAACGCUUCAAGGAUGAGAUUGUGACAAAGUUAAGCCAUUUUCGGGAAUGCAUCAAUCAUGGGGACCUGAAUGGCUACAACAUCUUGGUGGAGGCUAGCAGUGAGGCUUCCGGAGACCCAGCAUAUCGUGUGUCUGGAGUCCUGGACUUUGAGGACAUGAGCCAAGGCUACUACGUGUUCGAGUUAGCCAUCACCAUCAUGUACAUGAUGAUCGAGAGCAAGGACUCCCUGGCCGCAGGUGGACACGUGCUGGCUGGCUUCGAGAGUGUCAUCCCGCUGACAGCUGAAGAAAGGGGGGCUCUCUUUUUACUGGUGAGCAGUCGGUUUUCUCAGUCGCUCGUGAUGGCUGCCUAUACAUGCCAGCUCUACCCUGAGAACGAAGACUAUCUCAUGAUCACUGCCAAAACAGGCUGGAAGCACCUGCAGAACCUGCUCAGUAUGGGUCAGAAGGCCGUGGAGGACAUCUGGUUUGAGACUGCCAAGUCCUACAUGGCAGUGCCAUCCUAGAAACAUCACCAUGAAUGAGAACACCUGAGGGUGCUAUGCAAACACCACUUAUUAACUGUCACUAUUGGUAUUCAUAAUGAGGGCAGCUCACUUUUCUAUUAUCUUACGGUUUAUAAAACAGGCUGGGAAUUAUGACUGAGCCUGACUUUUCAUGUAGUUUCAUGACAUUAUGAGAUAUGAGUUAAUUGAAAUGAUUAAUUUUUAUAUUAAUAACAAUGCCACUGGACCCAAGGUAUCUGUGGAAUUCUCACAUAAUCUAAUUGUCAUGAGAUUGAAGUUAGAAAGUACUGCAUGAGGAGGAAGGAGCUUCCCUAACGCCAGUGAUGUGACCCUCAGCCAGGCAGUGAGCUCCCUCUUGAACAAAAUGGGGGCGAUACCACCAUGUCUGCCUAAAGGCAGGGGGUGUUUGUAGUUGCUUCCUGCUCUGAAAUCUGGAACUCUGUCUUAACUGUGAAAAGAACAGUAGUGUUACCUCCAUUUAAAAAAUAAAAAACUGACUGCAUGAGUCAAUGUCUAGAAUUUUCAGGAGAAAGACCAGGGAAGACAUGGCACACGGUACCAUCUCUGUUCAUUUGAUCACAUGAGACAAAGCCUGGACCAGAAGGAAGGGAAAGGAAAUGUUUUGGUGACUAGAACUAGUGAGAGGAAGAAAGAACAUCAUCACUAGAAGGUCAGCACAUACAGCCAUGGGAGAAGCCUUCCCUUACUCCCAGUGUCCCAAGCACAGUGGUCUAUGAAAGGGCUUAGACCCCGAUAAAAAUAUCAAGGAGCCAGACUGGACUUCAUCCGUGUGGAAGUUCUAUCCACUGACACAUUGCCACCCACCCCUGAGGACAGUAACAAGUACCUUGCCCUCUGUUGAUGAAUUUCUCUGUGCUGAGCUAGACCUGCUGUGAGACAACAAAUCCGGUCUCUCGAUGGGCUGUCCACAAAGCCUUUCCAGCCUGAUAGGUCCUUCCAGAGCAUUCCCCCAACCAAGCCUUUGAGAAGCCAAGGUCAUUGCUGCCCUCAUCAGGCGCUGGGAAAGGCUACUGUCCAGGGAAACGUUGGCUCAUGUUUCUCUAACACUUUACAGUUUACCAGGCAUUUUCUUCCACUACUUGAAGGUAGUAGAAGUGUUAGCCCCUUUUUCCAAAUGAGAUGUGAAAUGACUUCCCUCCAUUCAGACAGCCUGUACGUGGCAGUGCUGAUGCCAAAACCAGGACUUCUGACUCCAAAUCCUGGGUUUUCCCCAUCACACUGCUGUUGCUUUUCUAUAAGGAAAAACCAUGUAUGCGCAUUUACUUUUACAUGGUUUUUUGGUUUGUUUUUUUGCAAGUGAGCUCUGGACUAUAUAUCCAUUUUUCCAUGUGUAACAGGGAAGCUGGGACUGGCCAAUCAGAGUCCAGUCCUCAUAAGCAUCCUCCACCUGGCAGUGCCCACGUGGAGAGAUGGCUAGAGGCUUCAUGUAGAAGUUGGUGCUUAAGCUGCAUCUCGAGGGAAGAGAGGGCUUCUGUAAGGUAGGUGUGAGGGAGGAGGACAUUCCAGGCAUACAGAGGCACAGAGAUGAGGAGCACACACAGGAGCGGUUUCUCAUGUGCUUACAGUGAAGCAGAGGAGUCUUUCUGUUGUCUCCUGAGCUGGAACUGAGAACAAUUGCUUUUGUAAGGCCCCAGACUGGUCAUUUGAUCUCUCCUUUCUCCCUGGCUGUGGUGGAGGGCAGAAGACAGGCUGGAAGCCUCGGGGUGAGGAGAGAAGCCUUAACAGACACAUGGUUCUGUUCUCUGUCUCUCUGCCUUUCCUUUCUCCUGCUCUUAGGAGAAGGACUGGUUACAACAUUGUAAAUUCUGGGAUGUCAGGAGAGUGAGCCUCCCAGAGUUUAUAAUCUACCAGCAUAGCCCCAAGGAAUGACUAGGAUCUAGCCCAGCUAUAGACUGACCACAGCUAAGAGGCUUAGGCCUACAAAAGGGAGAGAAUCCAGCAGGUAGGCUGCAUCUGGAAGGGAACUUAACGGGGUGAAGGCUUUGUAGAAACUGCUUCAGGUCUGAGUCUCCUCUUCCCCAGACUGAGGUGGUAGGGAGCAAAUGUACCCUAGGUUUGUACCACUGUUCAUGCCAUGUCUUCUCAGGAAAUAUCCCUUUGUAAAAAUGAAUUCAUUUCAAUUGGUUAAAUAACACUGGUUCUAAUCACCCCUGGCAGUCAUCACUGGGGAAAACACACUAGAAUGGGAACUCAAGCUGAUGGCAAUGGAGAAGUACCCCAAUUAAUACUAUUAAUUAAUUGAUAAAUUUUUCUUUUCUUUAAAAAAAAUCUUUGUUAUAAAUAAUUCUUUGCUGUAAACCUGA
This is a messenger RNA of Trichosurus vulpecula (common brushtail), 3637 nucleotides long. It is a transcript of the gene HYKK, whose product is annotated as hydroxylysine kinase. The transcript is spliced from 5 exons. Lineage: Eukaryota; Metazoa; Chordata; Mammalia; Diprotodontia; Phalangeridae. Gene Ontology annotation, molecular function: amino acid kinase activity. The record is from RefSeq and is a predicted model, not a curated record. Bases 186 to 1313 code for a protein of 375 amino acids.